AUGUGCCAGACCGACAACGCGGCGUCCGCGCCUAAUGAUCUCGUCGCCGUCGACUCCCGCCCCGUCACGCGACCCUCCAACCCCUACCAGCCCGUGGGCGACUACCUCUCCAAUGUCGGCCGAUUCAAGAUCAUCGAGUCUACUCUGAGAGAAGGAGAGCAGUUUGCCAACGCCUACUUUGACACCGAGACCAAGAUCAAGAUUGCCAAGGCCCUCGAUGACUUUGGCGUCGACUACAUCGAGCUGACCUCUCCCGCCGCCUCCGAGCAGUCAAGACUCGACUGCGAGGCCAUCUGCAAGCUCGGCCUCAAGGCUAAGAUCCUCACACACGUCCGAUGCGACAUGCGCGACGCCAAGCUGGCCGUCGAGACCGGCGUCGACGGCCUUGACAUUGUCAUUGGCACCUCCAGCUUCCUCCGCGAGCACAGUCACGGCAAGGACAUGGCCUACAUCACCAAGACUGCGCUCGAAGUCAUCGAGUUUGUCAAGUCCAAGGGCCUCGAGGUCCGAUUCUCUUCCGAGGACUCGUUCCGAUCCGACCUCGUCGACCUGCUCUCCCUGUACAGCGCCGUCGACAAGGCUGGCGUCAACCGUGUCGGUAUCGCCGACACUGUCGGCUGCGCCUCUCCCCGCCAGGUUUAUGACCUGGUCCGGACGCUGCGUGGCGUUGUCUCUUGUGACAUUGAGACUCACUUCCACAACGACACCGGCUGUGCCAUUGCCAAUGCCUUCUGCGCCCUUGAGGCCGGUGCCACCCACGUCGAUACCAGCGUUCUCGGCAUUGGUGAGCGUAACGGUAUCACGCCCCUCGGCGGUCUUCUGGCCCGCAUGCUUGUCACCAGCCCCGAUUACGUCAAGAGCAAGUAUAAGCUGCACCUGAUCAAGGAGAUUGAGGAUCUCGUCGCCGAGGCCGUCGAGGUCAACACUCCCUUCAACAACCCCAUCACCGGCUUCUGCGCCUUCACCCACAAGGCCGGUAUCCACGCCAAGGCCAUCCUCAACAACCCCUCGACCUACGAGAUUCUCAACCCCGAGGACUUUGGCCUCACCCGCUACGUCCACUUCGCCUCGCGUCUUACCGGCUGGAACGCUGUCAAGACCCGUGUUGGCCAGCUGGGUCUUGUCAUGACCGACGACCAGGUCAAGGAAGUGACCGCCAAGAUCAAGGCCCUCGCCGACGUGCGCCCGAUCGCCAUCGACGACGCCGACUCUAUCAUCAGAAGUUUCCACCUGACGCUCCAGAACGGCCACGACGGACAAACGAAUGGUGCCGCCCCGGCCGUGACUGCUUAG
This is a messenger RNA of Purpureocillium lilacinum, 1293 nucleotides long. RefSeq names its product saccharopine dehydrogenase. The record is from RefSeq and is a predicted model, not a curated record. Gene Ontology annotation, cellular component: mitochondrion. Gene Ontology annotation, molecular function: homocitrate synthase activity. NCBI's taxonomy places the organism in Eukaryota, Fungi, Ascomycota, Sordariomycetes, Hypocreales, Ophiocordycipitaceae.